GAACCAUUGAAUGUGCAUCAAUCAAAUUUGGCUUUAUUGGUAUGUAUUCUCUGCAUGUUUUAUUAUUUCUUGCUGUCUGUUGCAAUUGUUUUGUUCAUAAGUCAGUUCUACAGUUCUUCCUCGGACAGCAUGGAGAAGUGAGCUUUGAAGUGUAGAUAUGGUGCAGAAUGAACCGUUUAGUUGAAAGAAUGAAUGAUCUGAAGCAAAUAACAGACUGUAUUCAUUUUCCAUGAAUUGUAGACCUGUUUGACGCGACACAAGAACACAAAUCGACUGAUUAGUUUGUUUGCGCAUUAUUGAUCUUAUCAUGGACAGGCAAUCCUACAGCGAUGUUAGUAAAAAGAGGUCUUGCUUAGACACAAUGUUUUUGAAUUAUUUACAAAGUAUAGGAAUGCAAAAGCAGAUGACAGUUAUAGUGGAAAGACUCUUUGACUGAAUAGUUUCUAAUUUAAUUUGGGUGCCACAGACUGAGUUUUGUAGUAUGGUGCAGAAUGAUCCGUUUAGUUGAAAGAAUGAAUGAUCUGAAGCAAAUAACGGACUGUAUUCAUUUUCCAUGAAUUGUAGGCCUGCUUGACGCGACACAAGAACACAAAUCGACUGAGUAGCUAUUGAUAAAGGUUUGUCAUUAUGGCGCUUUAUAACGAACUUUUAACUUCAAUACUUAAUUCUCAUAGCUGAUUAUAUAGAAAUUGUUUGCGCAUUAUUGAUCUUAUCAUGGACAGGCAAUCCUACAGCGAUGUUAGUAAAAAGAGGUCUUGCUUAGACACAAUGUUUUUGAAUUAUUUACAAAGUAUAGGAAUGCAAAAGCAGAUGACAGUUAUAGGGGAAAGACUCUUUGACUGAAUAGUUUCUAAUUUAAUUUGGGUGCCACAGACUGAGGUUCUGUACUACUAAUAAAAAAAUUAAAAGAAUUAAACACCUUUCUAAAAGACUACUUUAAGAGCCAAUGUCGGAAAAUAUCGAGAAUCUCAAAUCAGUUCCAAAAAUUCCAAUUUUGGCUGAUACCACCCAAACAUCCUUUUAGCGGAACUAUUUCAAGAAACGAUAUUAAGAAAUCUCCAAGCGCUUUACAUUUUGAGAAUUUUAGAAAAGUUCCAAAAUUCGCAAAAAAUACAUUUUUUAAUUAGGGAAACGGGUGCAACUUUCAACAUAUUUCAACGAAACAGUACAAGCGCGCCAAAGCUCCUAUUGACUUGAUAUUACUUAUGUAUUUAGCAGACAUCCACAGCUUCAAGACCCCGUAAAAAGGUUUUGCAAAAUAACUAUUUUGAUAUAGUUUCUGGCUUUUAUUGUGUGCGCUCUGAUUGUGUGUUGUUUUGGCAGUCAAAAUAACGCCCAACUUCAACCGUCAAAAGUCGAUCCUGGUAUGUCACAAAUUGAAAAAACUACUAUACCAAACGAAAGACCUGUUAUUUUUUUAAUUACACCUGAAGUUUUAGCUCUGCGAAUUUAAACGUGUGCGAGUAAUAAAAUUUCAACUUGUGCCCCCUAAGUCGCCUGUCCGCGACAAGAACAGGAAUGUAAACAAAGGAAAACAUAUGCAAAUCGAGGAGAAAAUCAUACGGAAGUUAUAACUUACCCCUCAAAGCGCAAAAAAUUGAUGGAAUUCUGUUACCUUAACAGGUAUUUCUAUCUGAGAGACUAAUAAAACGAAAUUAUCCGUCCAAUAAUAAUAAAAAAGGUAUAAAAAGGGCUGGAGGGCUAUGGUCAUGAAAUCGCCUCGGAUGCAUCGGAACUCGUGUGUAUGGUUCCGGAGGUAAAAAAGCUUCUAAAGAAGCUUUCAAAAUGCACCAUGGAGCAAGCAAACAAUGUCAGUAAAAGUAGACUGAUAUUUUGAGGUAUUAUAGAAAUGAACCAUUGUAAGUUUAUUUUUACAAGUGACCCUUAAAAUUACAAGAGAUAAGAAAUAAAAUGACAGAGGCGGGCCGGCCAUCGACAGUUCCAUUUUAAAUGGUCCGUCCCUUGGCUAUCGUACUCAAUGUUAAGUCCAAAAAACCGAAACAAGAUUCAACGAAAUAAAACAUAUAUUACAAUAAUCUUUAAAAAGUAUAAUGCUAACUUGAGAAUUAGAUUUCCCGCAUCGCAAAGUUUUAAUUAUGUAAAUAUCAGGAAUGUUUACUUACUGAUCUUAUGUCGUGUUACAUGUUCCAAGUUCCACAGGAGAAGAGUAAAACCCUCCGUCUUGUCUAUACAUUUCAUAAAAAAAGACUAACUUAUUUGUUUACUAGAACUAUAGAUAGGGAGUUAACAAUCCUCCCAUAAACACAGAAAACGAAGAAGCCAAUUCAUCUCGUUUUUUUGGUGUUGUGUUACCUGUCACAUUUUUCAAGUCACGUGCUUUGCGGUACACGGUUUGUGAAAAUGAAAUACAAAACAUAUUAUUUAGUUAUUUCUUUUAAGGUAGUCACCUGCAAAACAUCGCACAAUUGUCAAUGAAUAAAGAAGGACUGUGCAAUCAAAACUAACAGAAUCUCCUGGAGCACACAAGCCAUCUCCGUUUAAAUUUUCAUUAACAAAAACAUCAUCUUGUAUUCAGAAUUUCCCGUUUUUUCCAGUAUGCAAGGAAAAAUUCUGAAAAAAUACUUCAUGCACGCCGAGUAGACUUUAAAAUACUCCCGCAUUGGCCUAACAAAGUUCAAGUAAGGGAAAUGUCAACGAUAAAGUAUUCUUCGACAUGCGGCUCUAAAAUACUCCACCCCCAUAACUUUUGUAAUGGUCCGUCUCUUACAACUAAAGUAUUUGAGAUUUUCGUAGGCUCGAUUACCAGCAGUUGCUUAGGAAAUGAGCCCGCGCUCCUCCCCCAAAAAGUCUCUUCUCAGAGAGGAGGGAGCGGCUAAGCAGUUGUCCCUUUCGUAAACGGUCACUGCCAUUUUUAAGACACUUUUUGACAAUUUUUGACCUGUUAUUGAGAGUGUUUCUAUUAGAAAGAAAGAAAAUCGGGACCCACGGUCAAAGCCCACGGUAUCUUUCGUAUCCUAAUCUCUCUCCCUUACCUCUCUACUUUUUGACUACCACAUCGACGCGCCAAAAUUCCGAAAAAUUUAACAAUAGCAGCGGCCCAAACCGAGCCUAAGAUCUCCACUUAUUUUUCUUUACUUUCGUAAAAUAUCACUUAAAAACGACCGACAGAUUGAUGCCAAGUAAAAAACGGGGACAGGACUUAGUCCCGGGAGGGGGGGUACUCCCUUAUACAAGCUAUAUAGGUAUGUGCCGCCCCAGCGGGUAGGGUUUUUGGGCCUUUUUGGUCUGAAAACGGGUACACACUUUGCCCAGUUUGGUAUGGAAUCGGGUAUGGUUUUCGAAGGAACUACGGGAGUGUAUGAAAGUUUUUAUCGUUUCAAUUCCAAAUGAGAACGAAAGAAAGAUAAUUAUGCGAAUUCGAGAUGGAUUUAAUUUUUUUUUUGUUUACGCUUUAAUCUUAGUAAUGAUAACAUAAUUUUAACCUAAAGGCCAGGUCUGAAAACGGGUAUGGAUUUUAGUGGUCGCGUCUGAAAACGGGUGUGGAAAAUGACAUUUUUUGGUCUGGAGUAGGGUCAGAAUUAGGAGAAACGGGCGGCACACCCCCACCAAGAAUUUUCAGGAGUACACCACCCCCGGACUAGCGUCACCUAUCCAGUGCUCAAUUUCAGCCUUGGCUUUGGCAUCCACAAUUACUGAUGGCUUCUUUGAGCAACUUCAGGUAUGGAGCUUUACGGCGAAUUGGUUGAUCGGGAAUGUCAAGAUUGAGGCUUUGACAAAUCACCUGAAACAACGAAACCUUCAAGCUCUUUAAUGUGUCUUCUUCUGCCAUGGCACAGAUGUUGUACUGGUAAAAAACAAUGGGAUGUUGGAGUGUGACAGUAGCCAUCACUUGGUCUCUAGCCGUGGAAAAGUUUAUUUCAUCUUCAAUGGCGGUAAGGUCGGCUUCAUGGGUGAGGGUCUGUUGGCGAGUUGUCGCGGAAAGGCGAGAGAAAUAUGAAGAAAUCUGCUGAGAGGUCAGAAAUUCGGUUGAUUUAAAAAGCCGCUCGCCAUUCGAACCAUGGGCACGUCUCAUGUCACGUGCUACAAGACUUGCGUCGACUUUCCGUCCAGUGGACUGACCAAUGUUGAAUUUAGCAGUGAGGUAGGCCUUCUGCUUUUCACUAAAACGGUACGCCUUCUUAGCUGGUCGUAACGCCCAUCCCUCUGUUAAACGUUCUCUGGAUUGUUUGUUUGCAACGCUGGUGGUUCUUAAGGUUGGCACGACACCGACACCCUCUUCUAAAACCUGCUGAUAGCCAAGCUUAGCAAGAUCCAUAAGAGUGUGUUUUUCCAAGGACCGUAUGCAUUUCUCAGAGGACAGAUGUUUCGUUAAUGCCGAAUGUCUUUGGAAAACCCUUGUACAUCCACUCUCGGGGCAAGUGUAUAAACCAUGGUUGGUCUGACUCUCCUGUACGUCACUGGAUCUCUCUCUUGUUUUGGGAGACUCGUCGUGGUCAACAUGCUUUUUCUCUUUAUGGCCGAAAGACUUGAAUUUCCCCGGAGAAAAUGUAGAUUCUAGCCACCUGUUUUCGGAUUCUGUAAAUAGGGAAAUUUAUAAGUGUCAAAACGACACUGGGUAAACGAACAAAUUAGUAAUAGUAAUAACUUUAUUUAACGAGGGUAAAGACAUUGAUUACUGGUCACCCAGUAGUUUUCAUAAUGGCCCUCCUACAAUUAAAGUAAUAAAAAGUAUCGAUUAUUUAAUUAACUACCAAUAUAAUCUACCAACUAAAAUUACAUAAUAAACUACUAUUAAUACAAUAUUGAUUAAUUGACUACUAAUGAAACUAAAAGGUUUUACAAAUCUUAAAAUGAUCAAGAGAAGAAAUCAAACUACGGUAAAGUUUAAAUAAGUAAUUUUUAAAAUUAGUGCAGAGAUAGAUAUUAUUUUAUUGUGUUUCAGUUUUAGGAGCUUUGUAUGUAUUGCUAUAUUGGUAUUAUUUUUUCCAUUGCUCUUAUUGCUUUUGAGUUGAUCUUCCCGGUUACGUAGGGGUUUCUUAGCUAUCCUUAAGUUUUUUUAAUGAAAAUUUAAAAUAGUCGGCAGUCCCAAAUACAAACAACAAAAACAAAAACUUCAAGACUGUGCGUUACCUGUUGUCGAGGUAUCGGCUUUGAUUUCUUUUCCUCUGCCAAUGUCAUAUGCCCUCCAUGCUUUGAUAUCACCUUCUGUAAACUCAAAGUUGUUGAGUUUACUGACAUUGUGGAUCUUCGCUGGUUCGCUGAUUGGUGAUGCCGUUGUGAUUGCAGCCAGACACGCUACGCGGACGCCAUCAAUUACUCCAUGUGAGACAAGAGCGUCUUUUAAUUGAGUGGCAUUCGUGACAUCAUGGCCUUCAUUGAUGAAAAUGCGCACGUGAGCCUUACAUGUGGCUGCAAGGCGAUCUGCAGCUCCCUUACCGCCUUGUGGAUCACUGAAAUCAAUGCGUCUGAUCUGGACUCCUGUAGAACUCGAAACUACAGGGCACGCAAGGAUCGUUGCGGACGAAUGAUAGCAUCCAGCGUUGUCCUGCCGAAAAUAGGCCUUCGUUACGUUUGGAUACUCGGAUUUGAUAGAGCGAAGCACAUCCUGCAUGAUUGAUAUCACAGAGGUACUGUCCUGACUGCAUGACUGGAUGAUGUGAACAUAUCCUUGCCACUGUAACUGACUGUCAGAUCUUCUAUAGACCACGGAAAUGUGCCAAGAUAUGCCACGCUUUCCGAACCAGUCAGACUGCGAUUCUCGGUACCUCUGUGGUAGAAACUUCAUCGCCCAGUCGUUGACAAUGAGUACUGUCUCAUUGUCAAGAAGGUCAAGAAAGUCCAGUCGCGCUUGGUCUUGGUUAAAUGAUCGUAAUAUGUGGCACUGCCAUGAACGGAUGGCAAGCUUCGAUGACUGCAUAAUGUAAAUCGCUUCUUCACGCUCGUCAUCAGAUGAAAAAUGGCAACAGUUAAUGCGACUGUCAAUUUCCCUUAAAGUUUCGUUUAGCGCUUCACACUGCUCACAGAUAUCUUCGUGAUUGUGUUGGCACUACACCUGGUAGUCUGGAUUGCUAGCAUCGCUCAAUGAAAACGCUACACAGUGAUCUGGUAUGCUAGCUUCCUUCUCCAAAUGCACCUGCAAACAAAUCAAUUCAUUGCAAAAGCAAUAAGCCUCAUUUAAUCAACUUAUUUCGGGCGAUCACCUACACUCCACAACAGCGGUUCAUAUUUUUUGCGCCUGUAUGUGCUUGCUACCCAAGUUAUACGCUUUUCACACAAACGUUUUCCCACAUGGGAUGAGGAUAUAGCGAUACUCAAGCUUACCUCACCUAUUGAUAUAAUUAAUGUGCCAACAAGAAGUGCAUUACCCUGGGUACCAGGGUUUUUUUCCGCGCGCGGAGGGCCUGCGGGAAUCCUCGGCGUCGGCCGACGGCCGAAGUCUUGAGAAAAAUGCGGCUCACUGUUAAGGCUUUACAGAAACCGGAAACCAGGCAAGAAAAGUCUCUUCCAGGGUAGAAGCGCUUUGGUUCUUGUAACAAAAGACUAUUUUGUUUCACUCGUUACAAAUUACAAUGUUUCUAAACAAUGAUGUCUCCAGUAUCUUAUAGGUAACUAACGAUUAGGCGGGAACUGAGGUGAAAUGUACCUAUACUUAUCAAUACUCCAAAUUUAUUGAUGCAUUAACCAUCAAAUUUUUCUGUUUGCUUAAAACAUACCUUGUAGUCUCCUUUUAGAUAAAGCUUAGCAGCUUUGAGCGACUCGAUCAUUCGUCUUUCCCAAUCCAUGUCACUUUCCACUUCAUUUAUUUUACGCACCAGCGAUAUCAGGUCAUCAAAUGCUCGUGUACCAUCCGCGGCAUAGUAAUCGAGUCCCUAAAGAGACUUUCUUACUGACGCACUGCAUUGAGACAAAACGCGCAACAUCGUGCUUUGACUAAAAGGCUUAAAGCCAGUCUCUUGACAGUACUGAGUAUAUUGACGCACGAUUCGUUGAGGUAUCAUGGUUCUUAUCACGUUGGGGACUUUAAUGACUUCACCCGUCGAAAGAGUCAACUGUUUCUGUCCGAACGGAAGAUCUUGUACUAAGUGUGGGCUUGUGAUAAAGCACAGAAAAUGAUCUAACUGUUUUAGAUCUACUUUUAUUCUUGUUGACACCCGAGGAGGUAUAGGUGCCUCUCGACCAAACUGAAGGCGGUGCAGAUUUGCCAUAGAGUACCGGUACCUUGUUAGCCCUGGAAUGAAAGUGGCUAAAAUUUUUAAACCAGCAACACCAGUCAUUACAGAAAGGAUUUGUCGGCGGGUAUCCCAGCUAUCGGCAUUAUUAUACGCUUCUGUUAGGGCUUCUAGGUAACGCUGAUCUGCUUGUGAGAUAUCUUCAAUACCAAGCAACUUAUUCAUGGAAGCUGUUGAUGUCAUGGCUCUCCAAAUAAGGCCAGCGUCUUUGGGAGAAAUUGUUUUUAGCACUGCAGCUACGAAGUCGCUUGAUCUUCUUGUAUACCUUUGUUUAGUGGAUUCACUGCAACCGCUAAACUCCAACCAUUUUCUUUGAAGCGGCGGUAUAUUCCAAGCCACCAAGAACUCAUUCAGAAGGCUACGCUGCAUUUCUGCGGCUGUUGCUUGGGAGGGAACAAUUUCAUCGCUUUGAGUAGACGUUGUGCUCCUGGUUUCAGGGCUUAAAAAGGCCUCAUCGGCAAUUUCUAACUUGCUUAAUGCACCAAGGACAGCACUAGAGACAUCACUGUCUGCAGAUGUCGACUCCUCAGUUUCCUACACAUUUAAAAUAAAUAAAAAAUUAGAGAAUCCUUUUAAUUCCCAUUACAGUUUAAACCAGUUUGCCGCAUUUUUCGAUUUUGUAAGGAUAAGAGGAUAAUACAGUUUGAAAAAAAAAAAACGCAUCGAAGACGCAGGUGAACAAUUUGCUCGUUUGAUGGCACUUUAUUCACAGCUUUUUGCUUCUUUAAGUUUGAUUGGGUUGAAGUUCAGCCUUUCAGCCUCGGCCGAAUUCACCUUCCUCGGUCUGCCUAAAAUCAUUUCUUUUGGUGCUUCAUGCGUUACAGGAACUGGCUUACGCUUAGUGGCAACCUCGACUCGACCCCAGUAAUUCUCAAUUGACCUUUCUUUUUCUGGCGUCUUUCCUGUGAUAUUGACAUCUUUUUCCAGAUAUCACAAUCGUCGUCAAUGUUUGCUUUUUACAAAGAAUAAGCGGGGAGGUUGGGUGGGGGUGGGGGCGGGGAGGUUGGGUGGGGGUAGGGGCGGGGGGGUUUGAGUCAAUCAAUAACGGAGAAAUAUUUUGAGUAAAUAACCUAUUUUAUGGGCUUAUCAACAUACCAGCCUUGUAUCACCAGUUUCCAAGAUUCCUUCUAAAUUCUUUACUUCAUCCCCACUUUCCACAGAUCCUUCUAACUUCUCCUCUUCAGCUUUAGCUUCCUUAGGUCCUUCUGAUCCCUUCUCUAUUGCUCCAGCGCCCACUAGACGUUUUUCCUCUUCCCUCGUCAGAUGUCCAAAGCAAGUCGAGCAAAUAGCUAAUGUGAAAUAAUAGUAUGUUAGAAAAUCCUCGAUUAAGGCCCCUAGGGGUGGCUUAAUAGAGAUGGGGGACUUACCCCCCUGAGGGGUGGCUUAAUAGAGAUGGGGUUCUUCUUAUGGGCUCCUGAACUUGGUAUCAGUUUUCCAUAAAGAACUCAAAUGCAAUGUGCAAAAGCUCAAGCGCAGGAAGUUGAAGGUCAUGCGGCCGAGAAUCAAAAACAAACCCCGAACUUCCAGCUGGUGAAUAAACCACCCCUGUAUUCCAUCACUUCCUUACCCAGCCGCUGUUUGUUACUAACAGAGUCAGACCGUUCAAUCUCUCCUAAGAAUUUCAGUAAAAUUACAAGACAUAACGUAAAAAUCACUUACGCGAUCCAACAACAAUUAGCUGGCCUGUUUCCUUCAAAAUAAGUGAAGAUAGUUGACUGCUUAUUCUGCGUGUUCCUUUUACUUUUGCUGACUUAUGUGCGAUCAUUGGGCUUGGAACCGAACACAUAGUUUUCCCUGUUCUCCAUCUUAUACCAUAUUCCGCCCGAUGACGGGGACAUAUAGUUAUAAGGUCAUGAGACACAUCCGGCGAAAAAAUUCCUGAUUAGAAAAAACCUUCGGAAUUAGAAUUGUGUUAGGUGCUGACAGAACAUCAAAACAAAGUAAAAUUCAACCACUUGUCGUUUACUGACCUGCACGAGCUAGUAGCAGUUUCCUUUCACUUUCCAACGAUGGAUCUUCACUGAGGCCAUACAUUUCCAGAUGUCUCGUGAUCUCUCGUUCGCAUUUACCAAGAGGUAUACAUUCGUAUUGACCAGGAUAUUCCUGGCUAACACCGCAUUUAAAAUUUCCAUCAACAAGAGUCGAAAAAGUACACAACAUUUUUUUCUUUCCACGCACGUUCGUUAUACACGCUGUAGGUUAUACGAUGUGUCGAUUAUGCAAGGCAGUUCUUUUUAGAUUUCGACAUACUGUACAGAAUUAGGUGAUUACGUGUACACGGGAAAGAUUGCGUGAGCGGCUGCAGAGUAAUUUAUUCAAAUCACCAUACACGUAACUUGACACCAAGUUAGGAGAACCAACAUUUGGCGCCGAAAUCUUUUUACGGACGUAUACUACAGAUUACAAUUUUCAGUUAGUCGCUAGUUUAAAGUCAUUUUAUUCAGGUAACCUUAAGAGCCUUACAUCACGAGAAAGAUAUGAACACUUGCUAACACUGUGACUGGGUGGAGGGUAUUACAGUAGUUUCUACAAAUCCUGGACGAACGUCGAAAACCAAUAUUCGUGUUUCGUAAUCUCAAAGCUUAAAGGUGGAUGUCUGUUGAGGACCCUUCAGGAAGGUGUGUUCACCAUUAUUGUAAAUGUUUGCUUUGAAAUACUUGCAUCUUAAAGCCUUUUGGCUUUGGGCACGAACAAUCUCUUUUAUUUGGGAAACAAUUAUUACGGUCCGCUUAGUGUUUGUUUGUGGUCUUGAUAGCCGCUGUAAUUCCAUUUUGUUGAGAGGUCCGGAUUUACAAUAGUUUUGACUUGGAUUUCAUAGUUCAUUUUUAUCUAAGUAACUUUUUUUUCCUGACAUAGUUUGGCCAAUGGGGUUUUGAAGUUGACAGAAAUGAUUGAUAGACCGAACGCCUGUUACUUCAGUACCGGGAAUUUACCCGAUCAAAAUUUGUGAGCAAUUGCAUUUGGCCCAUCACUCUUUUUUAUUUUUUUCCUUGUUUUAGAUUAUUCGAUGAACAAUUACGCUUUAGUAGCUUCCCAGGUACCAAUAAUUGAUUAGAUAACGGAAUUUUCAUCAAUUUUUUGCGCUUUGAUGUACUAACUAUAACUUCCGUUUGAUUUUCUACUCGAUUUGCAUAUGUUUCCUUUGUUUACAUUCCCGUUCUUGUCGCGGACAGGCGACUUGGGGGGCACAAGUUAAAAUUUUAUUUCUCGCAAGCGUUUAAAUUCGCAGACCUAAAACUUCAGGUGUAAUUAAAAGAAUAACAGGUUUUUCGUUUGGUAUAGUAUUUUUUUCAAUUUGUGACAUACCAGGAUCGACUUUUGACGGUUGAAGUUGGGCGUUUUUUUGACGGCCAAAGCAACACACAAUCAGAGCGCACACAAUAAAAGCCAGAAACUAUAUUAAAAUAGUAAUUUUGCAAAACCUUUUUACGCGGUCUUAAAGCUGUGGAUGUCUGCUAAAUACAUGAGCAAUAUCAAGUCAAUAGGAGCUUUUGCGCGCUUGUACUGUUUCGUUGAAAUCUGUUGAAAUUUGCACCCAUUUUCUGAAUUAAAAAAUGUAUUUUUUGCGAAUUUUGGAACUUUUCUAAAAUUCUCAAAAUGUAAAGCGCUUGGGGAUUUCUUAAUAUCAUUUCUUGAAAGACUUUCCCUAAAGGGAUGUUUGGGUGGUAUCAGCCAAAAUUGGAAUUUUUGGAACUGAUUUGAGAUUCGCGAUAUUUUCCGACAUUGGCUCUUAAAACGAGAUAUGCUAGAUUACUGUAGUGAAGUACUAAAGUGUGACGUCAUAAAAAUUAAAUUUCUGAAAUUAUGGGAUUUGUCAGGAUAUUCUGAAAGAACAAUGUCCAAGAGGCCUACUCGCCAAAAAUGAGCAUUUCGGGGCAAAUUUUCUCUGAGAUCGUAGCCCAGUUAUACUUAAAAAACUCCAUACAAACCCUUCUAAAUUUUUUGGGGUCGACCCAAAAGAUCAAUAAUAAGUCGUGGGGAGAGGGGUAGUAUGGAAGCAUAGGGGCUUUUUUUUAAACAAAAUUGAUGGUCGAUCUGAGUUCUGAAAUUCAUUGUUAUGGUGUUGUCCGUGUUGUUGCCAACCGGCGUAGGUGGAUCGAUUCAGUUUGGUGAUCAAUAUGAUUCACUUUUACACUGUACACAGGAAAUUAUUAUUUAAUUGUCAAAAGUUAACUCAAGCAUUGACUCUGCUCCAGUGCAGGGGGUUCAUUAAGGGCCGGGCACCGGGCAAAUUGACCGGCUGUGAACACGACUUUGCCCGGCUGCUUUACAUCUCAAAGAACUUCUUUUUAAUACAAGGAACGAUCAAUAACAGUUUUAAGUUACAAUCGUGCCCAUUUCUUGAUGAGUCUUAUCGAGUGUAAAACAUACUUUGCCGUGCAAUUUCCACUUUAUUACACGCGGCAUGAAAUCCCCUCGUUCUUUGUGUGUUAAAAACAAGAAUCGCCCCAUAACACAUUGCGAAAAGAACUGUGCUUCAUAAACGACCACCUGAAAUGUAUCAGUGUUGCGAGCACGUGAGCAUGGCGGCCCAGAAAAGAACGCGUUCGAUAGCGUAUUAUUUUUCGGCUUCAACCAAAGGGCCUCCAGUAGAGAAAAGACCAAGAGAUGAGUAGACUUCUUUGUGAUUUAACCUUUUACUUGCCUGUAUAUAUUGAAUGGCUUAAUCAUCAUGUUCAACGAAGCGAAGCGUGAUUUUUAUUCGUCUUAUGGUUUACGCCAAUGAAUUAAUUUUCGGUGCGUUCACGUUAAAACAGUGCUCCUCCCGUCUAGUCAUUGAAAUUUUAAAGAUAAGUUGAUUACGGCUCAGAUGCUGACGGUGAAUUUGAGUAAAGCUUAUUACGAGCAGAGCUAUUAAAAGAGAACCAAAAAGUCCAAUUUGUGUGGUGGGUAUUGGUGUCAAAUCAUGAUUAAAUUGUCUAGAAAAGUUAUCUUUUUUUGGUUGUUGAAAGUCAUUGUCUGCAGCUUCAAAAUGCAGGAAAACACAUCCUUAGGACUAUAGAAUUUCAAAAUUUUCCGGGGGAGCAUGCCCCCGGACCCCCCUAGAGGGCAAGGCCCUCCGGGCCUUGCCAAUUCUUUGCCCGGGUGUCAAACUCAGUUGCCCUCCUGUUCAAAACCUUAAUGAACCCCCUGCCAGUGCGAAUUCGGCUUCUUUAGCAGAAGUAUUCAAACCUUGCUAAAAGCUGUAGAAAAGGGUAAAAGAAAGAGGAUGCAGGUUGACAUUAAAUAUUUCCCUUUUAUCCCAUCUCUGUCAAGUGUAAGUGUAAUGUGAUGCGAAAAAAGUGUGCGAAAAAAGAAAUAAUCGCCCCUAGCUAUUAUUCGAGGAAUACGGUAACUUAAAAUGCAAAUCGGUGAAUAAUUCGGAUUAAGCCACGGUUGGAUAGUAAGGGGUAACCCCCUCAUUAUAUGCAUGCUUGCUAACAGAUUCCUAACUGCAGUGUUUUUUAGCCUGUUAGAAUUGGUUUUACUAUUUGUUAUAAGUGUAUGAUGUUUUGACAAGUAAGUUGUUGACGAUUUCUAUCAUUUACUCAUCUUAAAAGAGGACAGUAAAUUUAAGUUGUUUUUUUAAUUAUUAUAUUUUGUUCAUCAUAAGGUGUCCAAUGCAAAAGCCAUUCACAAUAACACAGGAAGUUUCUGUCAAAAGUGUAGUGAACCAUUGAAUGUGCAUCAAUCAAAUUUGGCUUUAUUGGUAUCUACUCUCUGUAUGUUUUAUUAUUUCAUGCUGUCUGUUGCAGAUUGUUUUGUUCAUGAGUCAGUUCUACAGUUUAUCCUCGGACAGCAUAGACAAGUGAGUUUUGUAGUAUGGUGCAAAGUGAUCCGUUUAGUUGAAAGAAUGAAUGAUCUGAAGCAAAUAACGGACUGUGUUCUUUUUCCCUUAAUUAUAGACAUGCUUGACGCGACACAAGAACACAAAUCGACUGAGUAACUAUUGAUAAAGGUUUGUCAUUAUGGUGUCAGGGGCAAGCAACGUUAAUUUUCGGAAAAUAUCUCUUCGGAAGACGAUUUGAGAUCUAGAAUUUUCGGAACAUUUGUUGUAAAAUUUCUUGUUUGCCUGCCUCUCCUAGGAUUUUCGAACUUCUAAAAAAUUCCAUUUUUAACGGAUUUUUACCCUAAAAAGGUCACCUAGAAUUUCCGGGAGCCUUUUUUCUGACUGAAAUUUUCGAAAAGGUAAGUUUUGAUCCCUAUAAUUUUCGAAUCACUAGACUUUCAGCUAGGAAAUCCGGACAGAUAAAAAAUUUUUAGGGGAUAUAAAUAUGCCUAUAUCUACCGGUUAAAUACUAAAACACGUUCAACAAUGCUAUGUUUAAGCUUAAGUGGUAUUGAACUAUAUUCUCGUUGGGUGCCCCUGAUUACGUAGACAUUGUUUGCGCAUUAUUGAUCUUAUCAUGGACAGGCAAUCUUACAGCGAUGUUUGUAGAAAGGGGCCUUGCUUAGACGAAAUGUUUUUGAAUCAUUUACAAAGUAAAGGAAUGCAAAAGCAGAUGAUAGUUAUAGGGGAAAGUCUCUUUGACUAAAUAUAGUUUCUAAUUUAAUUUGGGUGCCACAGACUGAGGUUCUGUAAUAAUAAUAAUAAUAAAAAAAAUUAUAAAAAUUAAAUGCCUUUCUAAAAGACUGCUUUAAAACACGAUAUCCUAGUUUACUGUCAUUGCAGUCUGAGAUAGCUAGGACGCACCCAAUAAAGCCAAAGCGUGGAGAAUAAUUCGAGAAAAGCCUUGGCGUCGCAAUUGACUUUACAACUCUUAAAUUUGGCACGUGAGUUCUUACAUAGCUAAUAUUUCUUAGAUCAUUACGCUGACAAACCAAUAAAAAUUCUAGGAGAAGACAUUUUUGAAAUAACUUGUAAACAAAGUGGAUUUAUUGUUCACUUCAUUCAGACGUCAUCACAUAUUUAAAAUAAGUUUCUAUCUGUCGAUAUUUGCCCAUACUUGUUUUGUAUAAUCCAGUUUCACUAAAAUUUUGAGCUAUUCGCAACUGACAGUUCCGGAAAAUACAGAAAAAAUCAAUAAAAUAAGCUUUGAAUCGAAGAUGAGCAAAAUUUACAAAUUAAGCUUAAUAUUAAUGCAUUUGAACAGAAACUUGAAUACAGCUUUUUAUGCAGGUAUAGCUGUCAGCUGUGAAAAAGAAUACUUCAAAGUGUUUAUGAAAAUAAGCCUUUUGUGGUAUUUUCAGCAUGGAGAAGAGAGAGAAAAAAAUGCGUAGCGGGCCAUGAAAGCGAUAAAUUGAUCGAGUCGUACAGUGCACAACCAGCAAUAGUUCGAGUCAUCUUCCAUUACAGGGUUGUCACUAAGAUUUCAAGUUGCCGGUUAUUUGUUGUUAGUAGCCGGGGAGGUCGCAAGCAGUCAUGGAGCAUCCACCCCCCUUUAAGAAGUUUUUUAAGUGCAACGUCUGCCGUUUUCCAAAAGGCAUUACCGCCCCCAAAAAGCAAUCUUCAUCAAGGGUACAGCUAUCUUUAGCGGUUUUAUGAUGAUCACAUCUUUAUCAAAGAAAACUUCAACAUUCUGAGACACUAAAAUAACAAGUUUUUACUUUACGCAAAGGCUCGUUAGAGGGUUUUUUUAUUGGCCGCCAAAUGGGAAUAUACAUGUAAGCACCAGGUCUGAAAAAAAAUGACAGGUAAGCACCGGUCACGUUAUCCGUGCAGUCUUAUCUUCACGUAGACAAGGCGCAUGCUGGUCACGAUACUUAACAAAUGUUAAAAAUGUGGAAAGGACAAUCGAUUCUUAUAUGGCAGGGCUGCAAAUAACGGCCGGUCAACGGACAACGUCCGGCCUGAUCGUGGACUUGACCGGUCAAACUCUGGUCUUGCCGGACAUUUUGACCGGUCAUUUUUGGAUAUAAACAUUUUAUUUUCAAUAGAGUUGUCGCUUAAUGCUCUAUAACGCUGCAAUGAUUUCUUUUUUCUUUGGCGUUUUUUGCUGCUUUGCACUAAACCCUUCUAAGAAAAAGAACACCGCAAUAAAUUAAUUUCAUGUCGUCAUGUCAUAAUGAAACGCAACAAAGUGAAUAACAAACUGAGUUAAAAAGUAACGCAACGUUGCAAGUCGUACUGUACUUUCGGCUUUGCUGUAAUCAGCAAUGUGACCUUCUUCACUUCUUUGGGAAUUCGAAGGAAUUCAGGCAAAUCGAUUGCAAUUCUCAACAGGUCGUCCUGUGUUUCUCCGGGAAUAAAUGUUAGCGCAUCGAUUAAUAAUAAUUUCUUUUAUGUCGAACAUGAAUCUCGUUUGCAGACUCGAUUCCAGAAUGGUCUGAUAAAAAUUUAAGCUACUCAAGAGGGAAGGUCGUCGUCUAUCGCGGCGCUAGAUUCUCGUUCUUGUAAACAACUUUAUGCAAAUUUCUGUUGACAUUUGAGCCCUUCGCGAUAAAAUGUUGCGCGAUGACCCAAAUUUAUUUAUUGACUUCUGAUCAUCAACACGCUGUUUGUGGAACAAACUUCUCGCCAAUGCAAAUCAACGUCUUUGCCGAAAAUAUCAACGACGAUUCUUCUUUGAGGAAGUGACUUUCGAUCACGUGCCAGGCAAGGAAAAAGAUCAAGUUUCACCGAUGUUCAUUUCGGAACAUCAACGUAAAACAAGCGUGUGCAGAUUUUGUAAAAUAACCCAAUUUUUUUGUUUUUUUUUUUCGUAAUUUCUAAAGGUUGCUGAACUGUAUGUGUAUUCCAUUUCCUGAACCUUGGGAGUUUGAAAAGGAUUUAAACUUCACUUUUUACCUCAAGAGACUUCAGACACCGCCAUGCAAUGAUACUCAAGGUAGAACGUAACACGAAAACGCGAAAACCGCGGAAAGGAACUCUACAACGUGCGAAUGCAUUUUUCACCAAUUUGCUGUCAAAAAUGUGAACGUCAAUGUAGUAAUAACGAUCUAUUGCCAGCAUAAUUGGAUAUUCCUUAGGCAAAAAAAAUUUAUUAGUAUUCAUUAUUUGACCGGCCAGAAUCGGGGUUUGUCCGGGCUUAAAAAUAUUUGGCCGGUCAUCAUGACCGGCAACCUGCUGUCCGUUAUUUGCAGCCCUGUAUGGUGCAACUGAAUUAACAUGCGCUGUAAAACCAAUUGUAAAUCCUCAUUUAGUUAUACGUAAGAACGAAACAACUUACGGAAAACAAAAGUAAAACUAAUAUGACAAAUGAAUUAACCCACGGAGAAGCGGAAAGAAGACAAGCGGACGAUGAAUGUACGAAAAAGGAUCAUAAACGUAAGGUUACUAUGGUUUGUGGAAAAAUAAAAGUAUGAUAAGGCAAAACAACUAGCGUAACGUACGAAAAAUCGCGGGAUAAAAUAUGGCAAAACUAAACUGCACAACUGGUAACAUUAGUGGUCUCGAAUUUAUGAACGAAACAUCACUUAACAUUCGAAGAAACUGACCUACAGAAAAGCGUUUAAAACGGACAAGGCUAAUACUUUAUAAACGACGCUGAGAUGUCAAAACGAGACUCAAGGAGAAGAAUGCAAAAGUAAUGCUAAUGCUAAACUUCCCUUUUAUAUAUAACUUCUUGGAAGUAGAACUGAGAGGAUGUGAUCAUGACCUGCGGAAAAUGAUCGAACAUUUCCCGUUGACCGUGCGUUAUUUUAUAUACUCGAUUCCUAAAGCUAAAUGUAGACCUGGUCACUUAAAUGUCAAUUUAUUAAACAUAGCAAUCAGUCAUAGUCUUCAUCUUCAAAGCCUUCAUCAUAAUCCUCAUUAUCAUCAACAUCAGCAUCAGGGAGAUUUAAUGCUCGGAUGAAGCCUCAACUUCUUCUGUGAUGUCAACAGAGAUCUGCUCAGGUCUUUCAUCGUGAACAAAGAGUGCAGAUUCCUUUGCCACUUCUUCGACAUGUUCAACAAAAAGCCAACACAACGGUUGAAACUUUUAGCAUCGACAAAGGUGACGGCAGCGAAAACGUCACUUUUAAAAUGACUAAAAUGAAUUGGCGUUUUUUCCAACUUUGUCACGUUUAUUUCAAUUCUCUUAGAAUAGCUUACGUAGGCCAAUUUCUCUGGAGUUGAUUUCUUUGGGACCGCACUCUAGUUUAGAAAGAGAAAGAAAAGUUUGUCGUCGCUUGUUUACGUCCUCCGUAAAACGUGAAACAAGAUUUUGACGUCGUAGUCGUGCAGUAACGGCAAAGAAAUGUACAAAAAAGCGUGAUGCACGUGCAAACUAGUUGUUUUGCUCGUCUAAGUCAGAUGUCUUUUUCCGACAUUUCUUAGUUUUUGCACGCGAGUAUUUCAAAAUUAUUUAAACCUGCUGCAGAUGAAACUUGCAUUUAGUUUGAUGGAUAGUCUGGUGUGCUCUUUUGGUUUAAUCUAAAGUAGCCGGGGGCCAUGCUCUGAGUAGCCGGGGGAAAUCUCCGGCCCCCGGCCCUUAGUGACAACCCUGCAUUAGCAGGCGAUUUAUGAGCUUAACUCAUGUAAAUUCCGGCAAGUUCAACCUGUUCUUACAGAUGGGCCUCAUUAUUUAUUCUUUCUUUUCUUUCUAUGACUUCCUGAGCUUCCAUCCGCAGCAACAAAUUCAGGUUUUGCCAACAGCCCACUAAUGUAAAACUUAAAUCAUUUUCUGUGUUUCACAGUUGCAAUUACUUUUCUAGCCCGCCCUUACAGCGGCAGUUAGUGAUAUGGUUGGAUUCUCUUUACUUAUCCAUUAGGAACUGUUUUUUGAGUAGUUUUCAAAUAGUGCUGUCGGUAAAAUAUAAACUAAAGGGGCUGCUUUUUCGAGUUUUGAUCUAUGGGGCGUUGCGAGAGUUCAUUUGACAUGACAGCCUGUCAAUCCCUUGUCCAUUCACCGGUUUCAAUGAUAAAAAAAAAUCAACCAAUCGAUGUACUUGUUUGCGUCAUUCGCAAGCGCGCUCACCUCUUGUUUUUGUUUUUCUUUCUCUUCCAACAUGUAAAUAGAGAAGUAGAAAAUGUCCAUUUUUCGGACAAUCUCUCAGCCGUGGGCAUUAUCCUCCUAUAGACUAGCCGCCGGAAGGGGGUUAUUUACUAAUUAUGCGUGUGGUUUUAGCCAAUCAGAAACGGAGAGAUAUUUUGAAUGAAUAAUAAUUCACCAUAACUAGCUGCCGUUGACCAAAUUUGGAAAGAAUUCCGUCAUAUUGAACCGAUAACGUCAAAAUGGUCUCAAAAGUGCAGUCUGGUUGCAGGUUAUUGAACCGUUGACCGGGAAAACCUGGAGACGAGGUUGAGUUGUUUUGGUAGUUAAAACAAAAUGGCGGAACUGUCGCGGAACAUUUUACUCGUUUCACGGCGAUAUAUUUUCUAAAAACUUCUCAAGAACAGCAAGAAGACAACUCGACGACAACAUCUGCUAUUUGGAGCAUAUUUGUAAACCUGAGCAGACCUUAAUUUCCUAAAAUUCCGGCGAUAAAGAUCCAUUACCGAUAUUAACGUUCAUCGACCGAGGUUAGCAUGUUUCAGCUUGUUUUUAAACUUGGAAUUAUUUUGAAGGAACAAUAAAACCAUUAUUGAAUUUGGCUUUCGUAGGAUAUGAAGAAUUCUGCAGAUCUCGGAGGGUGGAUAACACUCGCAUCUACAUAAUCAUUCAUAUCCUACUCAGCCUCAUUCAAUAAUUGCUAAAUAUUCAUACAUUACAUGCUAAAUUUAAGAGCACCUUUAUAAAGUGGUCAACCUCUAUGGGAGUACCUCUAUACAACAGCCAGAAUCCUUCAUUCCAUUGCUUUCUGGUGCAAAUUAGGGGUAUUGUUUUUUAAACCUCACGGGGAUCGAUAACUUUAAAAGAAAGCAAGAACGAAAUGAAUUGUGGUAGUUAUAGCAUGUAGGAUUUCUUUGGGGUGGGUAGCGAUUUCUACACUGAUUUUUUUCUUUCGCUAAUCUUUCUACUAGAUCCCAAUUCAGCAUGGAGUAUACUCCACAACAGCUAAACUACUUCAGAACAUGUUAUAUCGCCUUUAACUUGGUCCCAAAAGGACUUCGGAAAGUCUUCAAACAAGAGUGGAAUUUCCUUUACAUGACAACUCCAUUUGGGGAAUGGAAAGACAUUCCACAAAAUGGCAGCGAUUUCUACAACAACGAAACGGGGAAAAGUCGCAAAAAGAAUGCUCGAUAUUUUGCGACAAUACAAAAGGGAAACACAGCAGAGUGGGACUGCAGUUGUCUACUUUUUGCGAUAUUGUCCUCGGAUAGUAUUGGCACCACUCUGAGUUCGACAAUUAGAAAAGAAGUCGAUGAUCUUCGACAGGUGCGAAACGACAUCGCUCACAUAAACGAGGUUGAACUUACUGAUGCUGAAUUCAAAAAUUAUGUAGCAAGAGUGAUAGCUGCAUUUUCAUCUUUGAAACUCUCAACUGAUGAAAUCGAAGAUGUUAAAAACCAGAGCAGCUUUCCCACAGCAGAAGUAAAAAGCAUAAAGCUUAAGGCUGAUGGACUUAAAGCUGAUUUAAAAGCGAAAAAUGAAGAAGUUAAAAAUCUAAACUCCGACUUACAAUUGACCCAAGACGCAUUACAGACCAAGCAGGAAGAAGUAGAGAUCCUUACUCGGGAAAUCAAUUCCAAAGUCGAGUCUUUCUGUAGUCUUACUUUCAAGCCAACGCACCAAAUCAUCAGACGUUCCAACGAUGUCACAAGAAUCAAGAACAAGCUGGAGGAACUUUAUAGUGAAAGCAAAGGAGCUAUCAGCAUCAUUUAUUUAUCAGGAAUUCCGGGCUGUGGCAAAAGUCAAAUCGCUCGUCAAGUGGGACAAGAAGUCUAUGACAAAAGUGUGCGAAAAGACGAAGGUCUAACAUUUGUUUCAACUCUGAAUGCAGAAACCCUUGACUCACUUGCCAACUCCUAUUUCAAUCUAGCUAAACAACUGGGAGUUACGGAAUACGCUCUGACCAACCUAGCAACCUCCACGAAGAUUGACUCAAGUGAAAAAAUUCAACAUUUGAUGCGUUAUAUUUCUCCAAAGGUGAAACAAUUUUCUGCCUGGCUGAUUAUUGUGGAUAAUGUUGUUGACCUAUCCGUGGUUCGUAGUUAUCUUCCUCCAACCGCCAGUGAAGAGUGGGGUCAUGGUCAGAUGCUAGUAACUACUCAAGAUGCUCAGUCAAUACCCUUCAAUUCCCCUCAUACUUACCAUGAGUCUCUCAGUAAAGGAAUGCACCCAGCUGAUGCAGUGGCCCUUUUAAGAGAAGUGUCCCAAAUUUCGAAUCAACAACAAGCUGAGGAGGUUGCUGAAGUUCUCGAGUAUCAGCCACUUGCCUUGGCAGCUGCUGCAGUCUACGUGCAAACAAUUGUGGGCUAUGGUACCCCUAAUUACGGUUGGACAAAAUACCUGGAAACAUUGAAUAGCGAGGAACGCGAAGCCAGAGAAGAGCUUUUCGCGAAAAAAAACAGAGCCUAUCCCAAAACAACGGCUACUGCAAUCAGAAUAGCAAUAACUCGAGCUUUGGAAAGCGACGAAGUUCUUUGUGAAGUGUUUUGUUUGUUUUCACUGUGCACAUCUGAUUCUCUACCUAUUGAGGCUGCAGUUGACUUUGUUAAAUUUCGUAACAAACAACAAAAAGAAGAAUUUAUCAGAGCUAAAAUUCUGGAAUCCACCAUGAUAACUUGCUUGUAUGAUGUUGACGGCACACCCACUUACUUAAGAGUACAUAACGUUGUUCAUGAAGUGCUUAAGUCCACUGUAACAUCUGUCCUGAACCGCACGCGCAAAGCUGAGUACUUUUCUAUCGCUGUUAAGAUUUUCAGUUCAUUAAUUGAAGACAACAGGAAGCUGCUACUUGCAAGUGAGAGUGCGUGCAUAAAGUUAAGACUAACUACCAGUCAUUGUAAAGAAUUAUAUCAACAUUUCAAGACUAAUUUUACCGACACAGAAUUAACAAAUGAUGAAUUAUUCCCCUCCAUAGCUCCUAGAAAUUUAGUAUCCUGGCUUUCCUCGACUGCUGAAGUUAGUCACGCCUUGAGUAAUAUAUCGGACGCUCACCUCUUUUGUACAUUAUUCUCUGAUUUUGUAAAUUAUCUUGAUGACGAGCUAAGAGAUAAGGUGGAAAAGGCGAAUUAUUUUCAAGUGCAAGGCCUUGUUUCCCAGGAUCUUGACAAGUACAAUCAGGCUAAAGAAUACCAUGAGAAGUCUCUUGCCAUUAGAAAAGAGAUUUAUGGUGAACACCAUGGUGACGUAGCGACAAGUUACAACAACCUGGGAAAUAUUUACAGUGCCCUUGGUCAGUACAAUCAGGCUAAAGAAUACUAUGAGAAGUCUCUUGCCAUUAGAAAAGAGAUUUAUGGUGAACACCAUGGUGACAUAGCGCAAAGUUACAACAAUCUGGGACUUGUUUACAGUGACCUUGGUCAGUACAAUCGGGCUAAAGAAUACCAUGAGAAGUCUCUUGCCAUUAGAAAAGAGAUUUAUGGUGAACACCAUGGUGACGUAGCGGCAAGUUACAACAACCUGGGAAAUGUUUACCGUGCCCUUGGUCAGUACAAUCAGGCUAAAGAAUACCGUGAGAAGUCUCUUGCCAUUAGAAAAGAGAUUUAUGGUGAACACCAUGGUGACGUAGCGAGAAGUUACAACAACCUGGGAAAUGUUUACAGUGACCUUGGUCAGUACAAUCAGGCUAAAGAAUACUAUGAGAAGUCUCUUGCCAUUAAAAAAGAGAUUUAUGGUGAACACCAUGGUGACGUGGCGGGAAGUUACAACAACCUGGGAACUGUUUACAGUGACCUUGGUCAGUACAAUCAGGCUAAAGAAUACCAUGAGAAGUCUCUUGCCAUUAGAAAAGAGAUUUAUGGUGAACACCAUGGUGACGUAGCGACAAGUUACAACAACCUGGGAACUGUUUACAGUGCCCUUGGUCAGUACAAUCAGGCUAAAGAAUACCAUGAGAAGUCUCUUGCCAUUAGAAAAGAGAUUUAUGGUGAACACCAUGGUGACGUGGCGGGAAGUUACAACAACCUGGGAACUGUUUACAGUGACCUUGGUCAGUACAAUCAGGCUAAAGAAUACUAUGAGAAGUCUCUUGCAAUUACAAAAGAGAUUUAUGGUGAACACCAUGGUGACGUAGCGACAAGUUACAACAACCUGGGACUUGUUUACCAUGCCCUUGGUCAGUACAAUCAGGCAAAAGAAUACUAUGAGAAGUCUCUUGCCAUUAGAAAAGAGAUUUAUGGUGAACACCAUGGUGGCGUAGCGACAGUUUACAACAGCCUGGAAACUGUUUACAGUCAUCUUGGUCAAUACAAUCAGGCUAAAGAAUACUGUGAAAAGUCUCUUGCCAUUAGAAAAGAGAUUUAUGGUGAACACCAUGGUGACGUAGCGACAAGUUACAACAACCUGGGAACUGUUUACAGGGGCCUUGGUCAGUACAAUCAGGCUAAAGAAUACUAUGAGAAGUCUCUUGCCAUUAAAAAAGAGAUUUAUGGUGAACACCAUGGUGGCGUAGCGACAAGUUACAACAACCUGGGAAAUGUUUACAGUGACCUUGGUCGGUACAAUCAGGCUAAAGAAUACUAUGAGAAGUCUCUUGCCAUUAGAAAAGAGAUUUGUGGUGAACACCAUGGUGACGUAGCGACAAGUUACAACAACCUGGGAACUGUUUACAGUGGCCUUGGUCAGUACAAUCAGGCUAAAGAAUACUAUGAGAAGUCUCUUGCCAUUAGAAAAGAGAUUUGUGGUGAACGCCAUGGUGACGUAGCGACAAGUUACAACAACCUGGGAACUGUUUACCGUGCCCUUGGUCAGUACAAUCAGGCUAAAGAAUACCAUGAGAAGUCUCUUGCCAUUAGAAAAGAGAUUUAUGGUGAACACCAUGGUGACGUGGCGGGAAGUUACAACAACCUGGGAAAUGUUUACAGUGACCUUGGUCAGUACAAUCAGGCUAAAGAAUACUAUGAGAAGUCUCUUGCAAUUACAAAAGAGAUUUAUGGUGAACACCAUGGUGACGUAGCGACAAGUUACAACAACCUGGGACUUGUUUACAGGAAGCUCGAACUGUACAAUCAGGCUAAAGAAUACUGUGAGAAGUCUCUUGCCAUUAAUAAAAUUAUUUACGGCGAGGAGCAUUCCUCUGUAGCGAACAGUUAUUUCAACCUUGGCAAUAUCUAUUGUAGCGUUAAACAGUAUCCUGUUUCUGAAGAAUGCUAUGAAAAGGCUCUGAACAUUUAUAAAACCUUGUAUGGCGAGCAGCAUGCUGUUGUGAAAAGAACUUUCAACGAGUUAGGAUUCGUU
Molecule: messenger RNA, 23317 nt
Organism: Porites lobata
Lineage: Eukaryota; Metazoa; Cnidaria; Anthozoa; Scleractinia; Poritidae
Source: the annotation of a GenBank genome assembly